Messenger RNA from Cryptomeria japonica (Japanese cedar), 1252 nucleotides. Its product is annotated as mediator of RNA polymerase II transcription subunit 21. The coding region runs from base 525 to 938 and encodes 137 amino acids. The transcript has 5 exons. The record is from RefSeq and is a predicted model, not a curated record. Gene Ontology annotation, molecular function: transcription coregulator activity. Gene Ontology annotation, biological process: regulation of transcription by RNA polymerase II. Lineage: Eukaryota; Viridiplantae; Streptophyta; Pinopsida; Cupressales; Cupressaceae. Gene Ontology annotation, cellular component: mediator complex.
UGGACAAACCAUAUUACGCGCACGCAUUGGCUCCUCUCCCCUAUUGCAAUUGAUUUGCACGAAAUAUUAUUCUCAAUAUUUGGCAUCGAAGGUCAUGAUUUUGCACAGCGUGAACAAGGAGUAUUAACAUUAUCGACUAUUCAUGUGUGCUGAAGCGCUCAUAGUUGAUCUGUUCGUGGGUUCUCUUGAAGUCGUCAAUUCCUUGAUUGGCACGGUUGCUUCAUGGUCGCAGCGGUUACAGGAUAUCUAAAUCUUUCAGUCCAGAGGCAACGAGAGUGAGAUACCGGUGUGUUAUUUGUAGCUACUUAUAUGUGCCUGGCGCCUCACAACGCAGGCACUAAUUGAUUACCUCAUUUGAACCUGGCAGCGGCAACAUUCCAUUCAGGUGUUCAUCGAUUCCUUUCUUGAGCAUCACUGCGGUGGGAAGAUAAAGGGGCAAAAUAUAUAAUUGGCCUACUUCAUAUCGGGUUAUUAGGCUGGGAAAAUCUGAGUAGUUAAAGCCAUACACUUGGUAUUUCAAAAGAAUGGACAUCAUUUCACAGCUGCAGGAGCAAGUUGGUCUAAUUGCAGGGAUUACCUUCAAUACCGUUGGUACACUGCAACGAGAUGCUCCACCGUUGCAGUUAUCUCCAAAUUAUCCUGAGCCGCAGUCUAACUCAACAGAAGAUCCAGCUGCAGUGGCAGAUCAACCAAGGUCCAUGGCUGCUGCUUUAAUAGAUGCAGCUAAACAGUUUGAUGCCUUGGUAGCGGCACUGCCUUUAUCGGAGGGAGGAGAGGAAGCACAACUUAGACAGAUUGAACAACUUCAAGGAGAAAAUGAAGAAGUGGGCAAGGAGCUCCAGAAGGAAUUAGAGGCUGCAGAAUUGGAAUUCAAGCAAAUACAGGAACUUUUUGAUAUGACAACAGACAAUUGUUUUAAUCUGAAGUCACCUCGCUAACCAUUUGAGGGAAGUGGAGUAUUCCACUAUAAAGUGUAGCAAGACACAUUACCAUUGUUAGUCAAGCCUCAAUAUUCAAUGAGACACUUCUUUAUCUCAAAGGAACGACUAGAUGAUUCUCCUUGACUUAUGUUUGUAUCAUAUUCUCCUUUUGGAAAGGAGGUGACAAAAUGUGGUUGUCUAGGAGUAUCUUUAGCUAGGCUCUAGGUGAUUAAAUUAAUGCAGAAAAAUUUGAUGUCAAAUUAUGUACACAUAUUUGUAAUUUUUUGAUUGUUUAGUUUCAUUGAUCCAUAAUUAGUAUGGAUUUUGCACCA